Molecule: messenger RNA, 748 nt
Organism: Rhodofomes roseus
Lineage: Eukaryota; Fungi; Basidiomycota; Agaricomycetes; Polyporales; Fomitopsidaceae
Product: mitochondrial import inner membrane translocase subunit
Exons: 5
Coding region: 56-529 (157 amino acids)
Biological process (GO): protein import into mitochondrial matrix
Cellular component (GO): mitochondrial inner membrane; TIM23 mitochondrial import inner membrane translocase complex
Molecular function (GO): transmembrane protein transporter activity
Source: RefSeq, a predicted model, not a curated record
GCUGCAGCGCCCUCGUCACUGUCAUCAGCAGCGACCACAUACACAAAAAGACGGCAUGGCCCACGCAGAUCACACCCGCGACCCUUGCCCAUGGGUUAUCCUCUCCGACUUCGGUAGCGCCUUUGCGAUGGGUGCUGUAGGAGGCACCAUCUGGCAUGGGAUCAAGGGUGCACGGAACUCACCAAGGGGUGACCGUCUCGUCGGCGCGAUGUCUGUCAUCAAGGCGCGGGCCCCUGUAACGGGAGGCAACUUCGGUGUAUGGGGUGGCAUGUUCUCGACAUUCGACUGCGCCGUGAAGGGUUGGCGGCAAAAGGAGGAUAUGUGGAAUGCGAUCAUCUCUGGCUUCCUGACGGGUGGAUGUCUUGCUGCACGGAGUGGGCCGCGCUCAGCAUUGAGCUCAGCCGUUGCGUGCGGCAUCCUUCUCAGUGUCUUUGAGGGUGUCGGUGUCCUUGUAUCUCGGGUCUUCAACGAAGGCACAAGACCACAACUUCCUCCACUACCGGACACUAUGCAAGCACAGCCAUCAUGACUUUCUGGACCCUAGAUGUACACUCUGUCUUUCUGUCUUACGUUUUCUCUGUUUAAUCACUGCUCAUCUCAUUGUACCAUACCCCAUACAUGCACAUCGCGUUUGAUGGGUCUCGGGUAUGGUCGACAUCUGCUACCUUAUUGCUUUAUGGAAGUAGCGAGUGUCACGAUUCACUCUGUAAGUGGUCAAGACUAGCUAUCAACAACAGUAUAAGCGGGA